GGCGGGGCGGGCUUUGAGAUGUGUAGAAGAGAAUGGAAGCUGCUCGCCAUUCAGGGGCAGGGAUUGAAGCGCUGAGCCAUUUACCCGCACACACGCAGAGGGGCAUGCGCUAUCUCCAUCUCUAUGGCAUGGGAAACCACGAAUACGCAAAGCCCUGACACCUGCCAUAGCCAAGGCUAGCAAAUCGUGCCUUUCGCGAGAAGGAAGAGUGGCACCCGCACUGCAAGGAAGGAACAGUCUUAUUGUUGCAGCUACUUCGGACUGGAGCCAUUGUCACAAGAAGUAAGGAGAAGUUUGAAGGUGCUGUGCCAUCUACUGAUCACUAUUUGCACCCCAGAGCAAUGAAUGGCUACGGUUCUCCUUACCUGUAUAUGGGGGGUCCAGUGUCUCAGCCCCGUGCCCCCCUGCAGAGGACCCCGAAAUGUGCCCGCUGUAGGAAUCAUGGGGUCCUUUCCUGGCUGAAAGGGCACAAACGUUACUGCCGCUUUAAGGACUGCUCCUGCGAGAAGUGUAUCCUCAUCAUAGAGAGGCAGAGGGUCAUGGCUGCCCAGGUGGCACUUCGGAGGCAACAAGCCAACGAGAGCUUAGAGAGCUUGAUCCCAGAUACACUCAGAUCAGUGCCAGGUCUCACUACCAGCCUGCCCCCAGACACAUCCCAGCAGCCUGGCCGCCCGGGAGAAAUGGGAAUCCGAUGGGCACAGGAGGCUCCCUCGACUAUGUCACUCUCUGUCAAAGCAGACCUGGCAGAGGAGAGGAUGGGGGACAGCAGCGGCACAGAGGCCGGGGAGACGUACAGCGAUAAAGACGCAGAGCACCGGAGCUCUCCAGAAGGGAAGCCUUGCUGUACCCCAGACAGCCCAGAAGUAGUGCGAGUUGCAGAGGCGGGAUACUCUGUGCAGAAAUCCUGCAGCACCACGGACAGCACCACAGACAACUCCAAGUACCCAGAGGAGCAGGGACAUCUUGUGAUUGAAGGAGCCACUGGCACUGUGUCGCUUCCCUUCAACCUGAAGGCCAACAGGCCACCCCUAGAGGUUCUUAAGAAGAUAUUUCCAAGUCAGAAGCCCACAGUCCUUGAACUCAUACUGAAGGGGUGCGGCGGGGACUUGGUGGGGGCAGUAGAAGUGCUUCUGUCCAGCAGAUCCUCAGUAGCUGGCGAGAGAACUGCCCCUGAACCCGAAAACAUAGUGUUGCCCCACAAUGGCCAUUUGUUCGAACACACUCUCAGUUCAUACCCCUUAUCCUCAUCCAAAUGGUCUGUGGGAUCUGCCUUUAGGGUGCCAGAUACGCUGCGCUUCUCUGCCGAUUCUAACAACAUGGUCCCCAACCCCCUGGCUGUACCACUGCAGCACCCCUUCCCUCAGCCCCCCAGGUAUCCACUGCUUCUUCGGAACACCUUGGCAAGAAACCAGUCCAACCCAUUCUUGCCCAAUGAUGUGACCCUGUGGAACACCAUGACCCUGCAGCAGCAGUACCAGCUGAGAUCUCAGUAUGUCAGCCCUUUCUCAGGCAAUUCCUCCAGUGUCUUCAGAGGCUCCCCUGUUCUUUCUACCAGACCCCCUGAAGACCCUAGAAUAUCAGUCUCCGAAGAGAGCUGCCCCAUUGUAGUAAAACAGGCAGUAUACACAGAAGAUGACUAUGAUGAGAGAUCAGAUUCAGCAGACUCCAGAAUACUCAACAAUUCCUCCUAAAAGGCACUGUGGAUCACUGGGCUGAACCAAGAGACAAACAGUAAAAUGGACUGGAAGAUCAGAAUUAACCCCCCUUUAUCUAACUUUAUUUAAUUUUCACCUGUACUUGUCAAAGCAAUAAUUAGAGUCUGGGUGCCUAUUAUUAUAUAGCUAGUUAUAAACAAUGUAAAUAUUAUUUAAAAGAAACAUAUACAUUUGUAUCAGUUAUUCCUAGUCCUAUGACAUGUGCCAAUAAUUAGGAAAAAAACUAUUUUGCCCCAUAGAGAGGCAGUCAGAAAUCCAUUUGAAUUUGAAACUUGCUACUAUUAUAGUAAUUUGUGUCUUAGUACCUUUUUUGUGCACAAAAGAGAGCACCAGGCCCACACCUACAACUUGGAAACUCAGGAGGCCUGUUGCAAGUGUUUUAUAUUGGGCCUGUGUGGGUCUGUUUGGCCCUUUGUGUAAAUUAAAUGUGCAGGCUGAUUUUGAUUCUCAGUCCAAACACACAGGGUACAGUACAAUAUCAUCCUUCCUCCUGUUAAUUGCUCUAUGAGAGGCAAUAAGACAAUAUUACUGAGCACAUGCCCUGACAGCUGCCUGUGUGAAGGUAUUACAGAAUAUAACAGAACUUGAGUGAGAGGUGACUUACUGAAGCAACUUAUGGCAGCCCCCCCUGUCUUCUCACACUAGAAAAGAACAUAUGUAGUGUAAAUGUAAUACUGCUAAACCGAAUGUGAACUGCAUGGAUUGCAUUGUUAAAUGAGCCCAACAGUAAAUAUUGUCAGGUUAAUGUAGCAUGCUAAGGACUCUGGCAGAAAUAAAACAGAUAAUGAGCAUGCCAUU
Messenger RNA from Xenopus laevis (African clawed frog), 2513 nucleotides. RefSeq names its product doublesex and mab-3 related transcription factor 3 S homeolog (gene dmrt3.S). The coding region runs from base 342 to 1691 and encodes 449 amino acids. NCBI's taxonomy places the organism in Eukaryota, Metazoa, Chordata, Amphibia, Anura, Pipidae. Gene Ontology annotation, molecular function: DNA-binding transcription factor activity, RNA polymerase II-specific; RNA polymerase II cis-regulatory region sequence-specific DNA binding; DNA binding. Gene Ontology annotation, cellular component: nucleus. The record is from RefSeq and is a predicted model, not a curated record. Gene Ontology annotation, biological process: male sex differentiation; regulation of transcription by RNA polymerase II; sex differentiation. The transcript is spliced from 2 exons.